This is a messenger RNA of Pseudogymnoascus verrucosus, 5043 nucleotides long. RefSeq lists its product as uncharacterized. NCBI's taxonomy places the organism in Eukaryota, Fungi, Ascomycota, Leotiomycetes, Thelebolales, Thelebolaceae. Bases 1580 to 4753 code for a protein of 1057 amino acids. The record is from RefSeq and is a predicted model, not a curated record. The transcript has 3 exons.
GCGUGCGAGGGAGAUCAUCACCGGCUUUGUUGCUGGUGGGUGGGAUACGAAUACCUGGGUGGCCAUCGUUGGUUUGUGAGUACUAAUAAAACACCACUUACUCGACAGUACGACGAUUUGACACACAGUGGCAUUCCACACCGGAUCCGCGUAUAUUAUAUAUGCGUGUGUAUAUAUAUAUCCCCGCAUAUGCACCACCCUCCCCCUCGCCGGUCUGCGCCUUCCGGUCCCAUGAUAGCCCAUGAUUACCCACGACAUGCCGCUCUUCCUCCCCGGUACACCAGUUUGCAGUAGCGUAUGCACCCUGCCAUGCACCGAGUGCCGUAGGAUGGGGGGUGGGACAAAGGGAUCUUGAGCUUGAGCCCUUUAUCAGGCAGAGACCGGGCGGCGUGGUGUCUUUCGUCUUUCACAUAGGAGCAAGGCUGGGGAGAAGUAUGUGGGUUUUGUUUGAUAACACUUCGUCCUGUGUGUAUAUAUGUUUGUGUAUUGAUAUAAAACACAAAUUACAUUGCUCCCCUUGGGCAGCAACUAAUCAAACGCCUUCAAAUACCUGUUCUCUGACUUAUUUCUCUCGUAUCGCACUGUCUUUUUACAUCCUUUGAUCCACCGUCCCAACGUCAUCGACGCACUUCUUUCUUGGCCUUUUCGCCGCCGUCCCCACUCUUACAGCCUUUCGGUCAUCAUUGUCAUCAUUGAUCGCCCCCCCGUCUCCGUCUCCCUUCCGUGACCCUGACUUGCGCUGUAGUAGGGGGAUACGAGUACAGACUGAGUCAACAAAGGAAGGCAAAGAAAAGAGCCUCAAUUUUCCUUCUCCGGCUGCUCACAAAACUACUUGCUGGGGAUAUUGUACGACUAGAUGGACGAGUAGGGGAUAGACACAUACCAUACCAUACCCAUCCACAGCGCGCCGCAGCCCUCAUACCUCAGCCAAAGCUGACACUCACCGGCUUUUUCUUUGUGGUCACCGUCUCUACUUUACUGAUCUGUACUAUAUUAUACAAUACAGAGAUACACAUACACAUACACAGAUAAACAUUCUCCCAAACUGCAUGCAAGUCAAAAACAGCCCUCUCACGGCUUCCUUUUUAUUUUAUUUUCCCAUAUAUAAUAAUAUAAUUCCACACGGCUUUGCUCGAGAGCCUCAAACCCCAUUUAUCUAGCAGAGUAUGGCCUCUUCUUCUCCUCAUUCUCCCUCUUGAACUUUCAGGCUCUCAUCAUCCCCGCCCGACAUCCACUCUCUUUUCUCGCCCUUUCCAUGGCCCGUGACCCCAUGAGAGCUGACGAUAAAACCAUGAUUACUAGCUCGCCUGUAGUCAAGGGAUAGAAAAUUCCUUCACCGAGGAAACUGCUCCACGAAACAAACAGUCUUCUCUUUGAGUAUACCCGCGAGCGAGCGACCGACCGGGACGCUGCAUCGCCAUCUGUGCGAUCCCACAAUCCCCAACGACCCUUCAUCUCCACCCCUCACCACCCAAACCUCUGCCCAACCUGCAGCCCUACGAGACACACCCCCCAAACCCGCACGACCCCAACAACCCGCGCACCGCCGCCGCCGCCGCCGCGUCCGCCGCAUAAAGCCAUGAGCGACCGCCGCCCACCGCGGCCUCGCUCGCCCGCCAUGUACAACCCAGCGCGCGCCUCCGCCCCCAGCAUCAAUUACGGCAAAUACAACGACCUCCACGACCUCCCCGCGCCGAUGCCGCGUCCCGCCGACCGCGGCGCCCCGCCGCCCGUCGUCACGCACUACAAGAUCGCGCCGCCGCCGUCUGAGAUCCCGCGGUCCGAUCCGCGCGAGGGUAGCAGCCACAGUCGCCGCGCCACGCUGGACUCGAAUCCGCGCCCCGUCAUCGUCACGGCCGAUGCGCGAUACCCGGGAGCCGCUCAGGGCGGGGGAGGACCUGCGAGUCCGGUGCGCGAUAAUUACCGCUCGAGUCAGGAGAAUGAUGUGUAUACGAUUCCGUCGUCGUCGACGAGGCGGGGGGAUUAUCGACGGGGGCAGUACAAUAUGUCGGUGGAUAAUGCGGAUAUAAGUGGUAGUCUGGAUAGGGAGAGUGGGAAGGACCGUCUCAUGCGUGUUGGGAGCGGGAGGGAGGGAGCUAUAUACCCCCGCUCCCGACCGAUUCACUCAGACACCUUGGUGCGCGUCCCGGACAACGUGGCGGAUUACGGGGACAAUGAUUACGGUUACACGAACCCUAGAGACCUGGUCCAGUACGACCUUGACCUCGACCGAGCCCCACGCCGCCGCCCACGCCGCGAAAGCUAUGAGGCUUCGCGCUCGAGUCGCCCUUCCAGCAUCUCGAGCUACGGCGACAUCACACGCUCCUACGAGCCCCGAGAGCGCGAGCGCGAACGCGGACCCCCGCCUUCCUCGCGCGGCUUCGACAAGAUUCCCCCACCGCGCGGCCCCGUCUACGAUGCAGGCGGAAUGCACAUGCCCAUGCCCCACGAGCACCUCUCCUCCUUCGGAGCCCCCUACGCAUCCGACUCCCAGGAGCGACGGAGCUCGACGCGCCGCCCGGUAUCUGUAUAUAACGAGGAGCCGGAGAGGAGGAAGUACGCCGCAGACGCGUACGAUAUGUCUGAAGACGAGAUGAGGGACCGGCGCCCAAGACGCACGGAUACGUUUGAUGAGGGGAUUGAGACGAGGGGGUUUGGGAUUCGGGCUGAGGUGCCGCCUGUGCCGGCGGCGCCGGUGCCGGAGAGGGUGGAUAGGAGCGAGAAGCAUGAGUAUGAGAGGGCGGAGAAACAUGAGAAGGGCGAGAGGGGCGAGAGGGAGGAGGUGGAGUAUGAGAGGCGGCAUGGACAUGAGGAGCGGAAGCAUGGGCAUGAUGACCGGAAACAUGGGAAGGAGGCUGUGGCGGCGGGGUUGAGUGUUGCGGCUGCUGCGCUGGGGUUGGGUGCGAUGAAGGGGGGGAGGGAGGAGGAGAGGGAGAGGGAGGAGAGGGAAAGGAGGAGGGGGAGGGAUAGUGAUGAGGAGCGGAGAAGACGGCGGGAGAAGGAGGAGGAGCAGGUUGAUUUGGGUGGUCGUGAUCAUGGCGAGCGCAGGAGGGAGAGGGAUAGUGACGAGGAGCGCCGACGACGCCGCGAGAAGGAGGAUGAAGCGGUAGAUUUGUCUAGCCGCGACCAUGUGGAUCGCAGGAGAGAAAGGGAUAGUGACGAGGAGCGCCGACGUCGCCGCGAGGUGAAGAACGAAGACCCCGUCGUGAACCUAACAGGCCGCGACCCCGUCGAGCGACUACCCCCCCGACCCGAAAAAGUCCCUCGCGACGACUCUGACGUAGAAUCUCGCAGGCGUCGAGAGAAGGAAAAGCCCUACCGCGAGGACAUCGAUAAAGACUACCGUCGGCGCGACGAAAAGGAGCCCACCUCCUCCGAUAAAGACCAGCCCCCACCAAUCGUCGACCUCAACGGCCGCAACCCCGUCGAGAAGCCCGUCUACAAAGAAGACCUCUCCCACCGCGAGCCCGUCAUCGAAAUCCCCGACCGGCGGAGACACAACCACCACUCUCCCUCCCCGCCGACGUCGCGCCACGACUCCCGCGCCUCCCCGCCUACAAUCGACACUUUCGCGCCGCGCUCUCGCAAGGAUAGGAUUCGCACGGAUGAAUCGAAUAUUUCGUCCCCUACGACUUUUAAUGCGAAGGAUGCGAUGGAUUUGAGAGCGUUACGAGAGGCGCUGAAUAGUAAGGAUAAAGACCCUUCCCCGCCACCCAUCCCGCCUAAGGAACCCCUGCGGGAGAAUGAGCGCGAGAGAGAGCGCGAUCGCCCAUCCCGCGAAUCGACGGACCUACCACUUCGCGACGGCGCACGGAACAGGGACAGCGCCACCGCAUCACGCGAAUCCACCGAUCUCCCCCUCCGCGACGCACCUCGGCCCCGGGAUACUGACCGAGACCGCCCCUCGCGUGAAUCUACCGACCUCCCCCCCCGCGACGCCACUCGCCGCGACCCCGACGUCCCUCGGCCCCGAGACACCGACCGAGACCGCCCCUCCCGCGAAUCCACCGACCUCCCCCCCCGUGACCCCACCCGCUCCCAAACAAGCGAACGCUUCGACCCCCGCGACCCCCGCGACCUAGCCAGCAUCCGCGCAGAACUAAGCCGCGCCUCCGCCUCCGCCUCCGCCCCUGUCCCGGCCCCCCCGGCCCCCCGCGAACGCCGCUCCAGCUCCUCCCACAGCACCGAGCGGCGCACGGGCCCCCGCCUCGUAUCCCCCCCUCGCCCAUCAUCCGGGAAAGCCGAGGAUGCGAGGCCGGUGAAGGGGAUUCUGAAGCCUGGGCGGCAGAAGUGGCCUGAGGAUCCUACGCCGAUACGGGAGGGUGUGGCGCCGUUGAAGGAUGCGAAGAGGGAUGGGGGGGUGCCGGCGGAUGCAAGGUGGACGAAGAUUAGUCGGAAGCUUGUGAAUCCGGAGGCGUUGGAGAGGGGGAGGGAGAGGUAUGAGGCGAGGGAGGAGUUUGUGAUCGUGUUGAGGGUGUUGAGUAAGGAGGAGGUGCAGGGGUAUGCGACGGAGACGCAGAGUAUUAGGGCUGCCCGCGAAGCCGAAGACGAGGACCGCGAUGACCGCCGGAGGAGGAGAAAAGAGCGCCAUGAGCGACAUCGCCGCGAACGCCAUCAUCGCGAGGAUCGUGAUGAGGGGGAGGACUAUGAUUAUGAGCGCCGGAGACAUAGGAGGGAGAGGGAGAGGGAGUAUGAGAGUCAUUCGGAGAGCGAUACUAGUGAGGAUGAGAGAGUUAGUAGGAGGAGGGAUUAAAGGGGGGUUAUACGUUAUAUGUUGUGAUCUGUGAUGUGUGAUAUGUUUUCUGAUUGAUUCGUUUAUUUGGAUGGGUUUUUGUUACAUUGCGGGGAAAUAGGGGCGGUAGCGGGGAGUCUUUUUCGCGGCGGAUACCAUGAUGCUUGCUUACUUGCUUUGCUUGCUUGCUUGUUUGCCUGGAUGAGCGAAUGCGCAGCGAUGAAUGCGAUAGAAGGGGUGUGGGUAUUAAAGCAUGAUUGCAGCGGGAUAUAGGAUAUAGGAAUAGGAUACAGGAUAUAUAUACGUUACAC